ACUGGGAAUGAAACGGUACACCGCUGACUUUGCCCUGUUGCUAAGGAAACAUCAACUGCGAACAAAAUGGCGAACAAGGAGAGCGAUGCUCAAGAGUACCUCAAAAAGCACAAGAUAAUGGAACUAUUUGAGAAUCUAACGGCACAGUUGAUCUACGAAAGACCAGAGGAUCCGAAAGCAUAUAUGAAACAGUUCCUGGAAAAAUUAAAAGAUGCAAGAACGGUGCAAAGAAACUACCCGUGUAUAUUUGAUGACAGCAAUGUGAGGUCCUUGUUUGGAAUGUUAGAUGUUACUGGCAAAGGCUUCAUAACCUACGAACAGUACAAACAAGGUCUUGAAACACUGGGAGUAAAAAAAUUUGACCGAGAUCCUCCUGGUGGUGAUGUAGACAGAAUAAGUGCCGAAGUAUUCUUAAAAGAGGCACGUCAAGGCCUUGCCCAGGCAUCCGCAACAUUCUCUUUGUAAUAUAAGUAUAUUUUUGGUUUUAGUUUUUAUAAUGGUAUGACAGAGCACUUCAGUGCAAAAACAUACUUAUUCUUUUGUCCAUAUUAGUGUAUAUAAGUUGUGUAAAUAAUUAUGCCAUUAAAAAGUUGAAAAUUA
Orbicella faveolata is the source of this 600-nucleotide messenger RNA. Its product is annotated as EF-hand calcium-binding domain-containing protein 10-like. Gene Ontology annotation, molecular function: calcium ion binding. Lineage: Eukaryota; Metazoa; Cnidaria; Anthozoa; Scleractinia; Merulinidae. The record is from RefSeq and is a predicted model, not a curated record.